Molecule: messenger RNA, 5321 nt
Organism: Balearica regulorum gibbericeps (East African grey crowned-crane)
Lineage: Eukaryota; Metazoa; Chordata; Aves; Gruiformes; Gruidae
Source: RefSeq, a predicted model, not a curated record
GGGAAGCUUCAUCGUUGCGAGAUUAUGCUGCCACCACCAUGAAUGAGUUCCUGGGCAUGUUCGGCUAUGAUGAUCAGAACAUGCGGGAUGAGCUGGCCCGCAAGAUCAGCUUUGACAAGCUGAAUGCUGCUACCUCAGAGGCCACUGCAACUGCUGCCUCUCUUCCUGGCGAGGAUGCCAUGAGCAAACGAGCCCGCUUCUCCAAGUAUGAGGAAUACAUCCGCAAACUGAAAGCUGGAGAGCAGCUCUCUUGGCCCAUGCACUUGGCCAAAUCUGAGGAGUUGGGCUCAAAGCUGGGCAAAGAAACUUCCUCAGUGCUGGCACAGCCCAUUCGGGUGCCAGGUCCAGAUGCCUCCAUGCUCACGGAGACCAAAGCCACCAUCCUGCCACUGCCCUCUCCCAGCAGUUCCCAGAUGCAGGGCCUGAUGUCACGGGCCUCCAAAUAUGACUUCUUCAUUCAGAAGCUGAAGACGGGUGAGAGCAUCAGGCCACAAAAUGGCAACACUUACAAGAAGGCCUCCAAGUAUGACCUAGAAAAUGUCAAGUACUUGCACCUUUUCAAGCCUGGAGAAGGAAGCCCAGAUAUGGGAGGAGCCAUCGCCUUCAAGACAGGCAAGGUAGGCCGGCCAUCCAAGUAUGAUGUGAGGAACAUUCAGAAGCUUACUCCAGUAAAAGCUCCAGCACCCAGCCUGGCCCCUGCUCCCCUCGCCAGUACCCCCAGCAGCACUCCUGUGGCCGGGCCAGAGCAGUCCGUCUCAUUGCCGUUCAACACUCCGGAGUACCUGAAAUCAACUUUCUCCAAGACAGACUCCAUCACAACUGGAACAGUCUCUACAGUAAAGAAUGGAUUACCCACUGACAAACCAGCUGUCAGCGAAGACGUAAAUAUUUACCAGAAGUAUAUUGCCAGGUUCUCUGGCAGUCAGCACUGUGGACAUAUACACUGUGCAUACCAGUAUCGAGAACAUUACCACUGCCUUGACCCAGAGUGCAACUACCAGAGAUUCACUAGUAAACAGGAUGUGAUUCGGCAUUACAACAUGCACAAGAAACGUGAUAAUUCCCUCCAGCACGGCUUCAUGCGCUUCAGCCCCUUGGAUGACUGUAGCGUGUACUAUCAUGGCUGCCACCUGAAUGGGAAAAGCACACACUACCACUGCAUGCAGGUGGGUUGUAACAAGGUCUACACAAGCACUUCUGAUGUGAUGACCCAUGAGAACUUUCACAAGAAGAACACGCAGCUCAUCAAUGAUGGGUUUCAGCGGUUCCGUGCCACGGAGGACUGCGGCACUGUGGAAUGCCAGUUCUACGGCCAGAAAACCACUCACUUUCAUUGCAGGCGACCUGGGUGUACAUUCACCUUCAAGAACAAGUGUGACAUUGAGAAGCACAAGAGCUACCACAUCAAAGAUGACGCCUAUGCCAAGGAUGGCUUCAAGAAGUUCUAUAAGUAUGAGGAAUGCAAGUAUGAGGGCUGUGUCUACAGCAAGGCCACCAACCACUUCCACUGCAUAAGGGCAGGUUGUGGCUUCACCUUCACCUCCACCAGCCAGAUGACCUCCCAUAAACGCAAACAUGAGCGCCGGCACAUCCGGAGCUCAGGAGUGCUGGGUCUGCCUGCCUCUCUUCUGGGGUCCAAGGAUAAUGAGCAAGAGGAGUCCAGUAAUGAUGACCUUAUUGAUUUCUCCGCUAUGAGCUCGAAGAACUCCAGCCUGAGUGCCUCCCCCACCAGUCAACAGUCUUCCGUUUCUCUCAUAGUCCCAGCUGCGCCCUCCUCUGGUGCUGAGCUUGCUUCCUCACAGGCCAGCAAAUCUGCCAACAGCAUGACACCAGCCACUAAGAUCUCUGGCCUGCUCUCCCAGGCUCUUCCCAGCAAUAUACCCUUGGCCCUGGCACUCUCCAACUCAGCACUUUCUGGAACAGCUGGAUCCUUCUUCCCCAUCAUCCCCAGUCGGGUCUCUACACCACUUCCUGCCAGCUCAGCUAAUCUGAUGACUGCUGGUUCUUCUGGCACCAAUCCAACAUCAUCUGCUUCUACGGAUUCCUCAUCCCAGGCCAUUUCAGGAUCUGGUGAGCCAGCAGCUACUUCUUCUCCAGCUCCAGCGGCAUCUAUAAUGGAAAGGAUCUCUGCUAGCAAGGGAUUAAUCUCUCCUAUGAUGGCCAGGCUGGCAGCAGCUGCACUCAAGCCCUCUGUGGCACUUGAAGCAGCAGGGAAUGGACAACCAGCAGCUCCGGGACGGUUCAAUCCAGUUCAAGUGAAGCAGGAACCCGUGGAGGCCAUGGGAUUGUCAUCUGCCACCAGUCAGGACUCCUUGCAGGAGCACAGCUUGGACCUGAGCAUCAAGGAUCAUGGUAAUGAAUCAAAUGGCCACACAGUCUCGGCAAAUUCAUCUCUUUUAUCCUCGCUUAUGAAUAAGAUGUCCAAGACCAGUUUGCUGAACAUUAAGACAGAAGGAGAUGGCAGCCAGGCUGGGGCUGCAGAGCCAACACAGUACUUGGGCAAGGCAGUGAAGGCACUUGUCCAGGAGAAGCUCUCUGAGCCAUGGAAGAUGUACCUGCGCCGGUUUGGUACCAAGGAUUUCUGUGAUGCGCAGUGCGACUUUCUUCAUAAGGUGCAUUUCCAUUGUGUGGUGGAGGAAUGCGGUGCCCUCUUCAGCACCCUGGAUGGAGCCAUCAAGCAUGCCAAUUUUCACUUCCGAACUGAGGGUGGAACUGUGAAAAAUAACUCUGAGUCUCCCUUCUCAACUACUACUGAGAAUAAGGCUUCACUGGCCCCUUCAUCACCAUCUGCUACUUCUGUCACCAUGGCAAGUGCUCCUGCCCUCGAUGUGCCCACUCCAAGUCCAGCUACUGUGCCCUCUGCCCCUACACUGCUAGCUUGGAAGCAGCUGGCUUCAACCAUACCCCAGAUGCCUCAGAUCCCAGCGUCAGUGCCUAACCUGGCAACUUCACCCUUGGCAACAACUUCCCUGGAGAACGCCAAGCCUCAGGUCAAACCCGGAUUUCUCCAGUUCCAGGAGAAUGAUCCCUGCCUGGCAACGGACUGCAAGUAUGCCAACAAAUUCCACUUCCACUGUCUCUUUGGGAACUGCAAGUAUGUGUGCAAAACCUCUGGCAAAGCAGAAUCCCACUGCCUGGACCACAUCAACCCCAACAAUAAUUUGGUGAAUGUGCGAGACCAGUUUGCUUACUAUUCAUUGCAGUGUCUCUGUCCAAACCAGCACUGUGAAUUCAGGAUGCGAGGGCAUUACCACUGUCUUCGUCCUGGCUGCUACUUUGUUACUAACAUCACCACCAAACUGCCCUGGCAUGUGAAAAAACACGAGAAGGCAGAGAGAAGGGCAGCCAAUGGCUUCAAGUAUUUUACCAAGCGAGAAGAGUGUGGCAGACUAGGUUGCAAAUACAACCAGGUGAACAGCCACUUCCACUGCAUUCGAGAGGGCUGCCAGUUCUCCUUCCUGCUCAAGCACCAAAUGACAUCCCAUGCCAGAAAGCACAUGAGAAGGAUGCUGGGGAAGAACUUUGAUCGUGUUCCUACUCAGGUUAUUGGCCACACUCCAAGAAAUGAAAAUCUCCCCCAGGUUGGCAGCAUGGCACCCAGCCCAGCCUCAUCAGGAACCCCAGCUUCCUUUCAGGGACCCCCGAGCAUGAUGGACACUGAAACAGAUGAGUACAUGGACUACACUGGCUGUAGCCCUGGGGGUAUCUCCUCUGAAUCUUCCAAUAUGGACCGCAGCUGCUCCAGCACUCCAGUGGGCAAUGAAAGUACAUCAGCAGGCUGCCUCGUUCCUUCUACUGCUACUGCUGCUGCCGAUGAUGCUACCCACAAUGCACCACAACCUCAACCACCAUCUCUGCCUCCAUCUUUCUCACAAGCCCUGCUUAGGUCUCCCCUUCCCACCCUCCCCUAUCUUUUCUCUCCAUCUUGUCUCUCAUACUCUCUGCUCAGUGCUACUCUUGGAUCCAGCAGAGGCAUUGUCAUGCCUGCCGCCAGCACCACUGGGUUUUCGCCCAUCAUUGCCACUCCAACUCCAGUAAAAAGUGACGUUCCCUUAGUUCAGGAUGCAGCAGGGAAUACCAUCACUAUGCCAACUGCCUCGGGGGCCAAAAAGCGUUUCUGGAUUAUUGAGGACAUGUCCCCAUUUGGCAAGCGCCGCAAGACCGCAUCCUCACGCAAGAUGCUGGAUGAAGGGAUGAUGCUGGAGGGAUUUCGGCGCUAUGACCUCUACGAGGACUGCAAGGACUCCAGCUGCCAAUUCUCUCUCAAGGUUACCCACUACCACUGCACGCGGGAGAAUUGUGGCUACAAGUUCUGUGGCCGUACCCACAUGUAUAAGCACGCCCAGCAUCAUGAUCGUGUUGACAACCUGGUUUUGGAUGAUUUCAAACGCUUCAAGUCUUCACUGAGUUGCAACUUCCCAGACUGUCAGUUCUCUGGCAAUAGCACACACUUCCACUGUCUGCGUUGUGGCUUCCGCUGCACUGACAGCACUAAGGUGACAGCCCACCGUAAGCACCACGGCAAGCAGGACGUCAUCAGUGCUGCUGGCUUCUGCCAGUUCAGCUCAAGCGUGGACUGCGAGGUGCCUGACUGCAAGUACAAACUCAAGUGCUCCCACUUCCAUUGCACCUACCCCGGCUGCAAACACACAGUGGUGGGCAUGUCACAGAUGGACUCGCACAAGCGCAAACAUGAGAAGCAGGAGCGAGGGGAGCUUCCUGCCAUCUCUCCUGGCCCUGAGGGCCUUGCCCACUCCACUCUCGAGUAUGACAUCCAGAACUCUUCCAUCAACCUGGACAGUUCCCUCAACCUCAGCACUGACAACAACAGCUCUCUCUUCUUCCUGCAGAAUGCAGCUGGUGUGGGCCUCAAUGAUUCCCUGGACCUCAGCAAGAAGCAGUCAGAAGUCACUGAAGGUCCAUCACCGAGCAGAGCCACGACUGCACCUCAGGAGAGGGGGGCGGUGGCAUCUGGCUCUGGUGAUGUGGAGGAUGAGGAUGACUCUUCCCAAGAGGAUGAAGAGGAGGAUGAGGAGGAGAUGAAUGAAGAAGAGGAGGAUGAUGAAGAGGAGGAUGAUGAUGAUGACGAUGAGGAUGAUGAUGAAGAGGAAGACCUGAACACAGAUUCUGAAGAAUCGCUGCCUGACCCUGAGGGCCUGGCCACUAAAGAAGAUGGAGAACCAGAGGAGGCUGCUUCUUCCACAGACCAUGGUGAUGCUUCCAGGCCACAGGGCGAGCCAGCCCUUACUCCAGCCCCAACUCCUGCUCCAGCUCCAGCUGCUGCCCCAGCCUCUACCGUUGCUCCAGCAGCCUCUCCUUAA